AUGUCCGACGACGAAAUACAUGAAUACUUUAACCGCAAGUUUGUAGACUGGAACAUCAUUGAUUUUUUGAGGGAAUGUAAAGAAGAACCUUUUCAACGAAAAAUAGAUAAGUACCUUAAAAGUCUUGAAACCAUUGUUGAACGUGAGAAAGGCAAAAGGAAGACAAUGGCGGAAACUCUCCUUCAGAGAUAUAAAGAGGCAAGCUGCUUGCCGAGCCACAAAACCAAUGUCGAGGCACAG
This is a messenger RNA of Acaulospora morrowiae, 240 nucleotides long. Lineage: Eukaryota; Fungi; Glomeromycota; Glomeromycetes; Diversisporales; Acaulosporaceae. The record is from the annotation of a GenBank genome assembly.